Messenger RNA from Hylaeus volcanicus, 661 nucleotides. RefSeq lists its product as uncharacterized. The coding region runs from base 174 to 506 and encodes 110 amino acids. Lineage: Eukaryota; Metazoa; Arthropoda; Insecta; Hymenoptera; Colletidae. The transcript has 3 exons. The record is from RefSeq and is a predicted model, not a curated record.
AGCUUAGGGUUUUGCACAACUCUGCUGGUAUGCAGCAACUAGUAGUUCUGUGAAUAAGUAGUUGAAGGUGUAUAUAGAUGAACUGAGACAUGAGGACCCACCCACGAGGACGAAUAGUAUACGUGAAUUUCGUAUUCAAUUUUGAAAUGUAGUUUCCGUUUAGUUGAAUUUGUAUGCAUAUUGUAUUCAAAAGAACCCAUAAGUGUCAUUGUAAUUCAAUUAACGUCUUUAACUUUAAAUCCAAUAAAAUCAGUUCAUCAUUUAAUUCCGACUAUCAUGGAGCUUUGGAAACAAGUACUGCUCCAAAGACUAUUGUAAUAUAUUCUUGUUGCAUUGUAAAACCACAAGUCACCUCUGAUUUGUUGGAAGCCACAAUUAUAUUGAAGUUAUUAUCAAAUGAUAGUGUGAUAUUUCAAAGUACACACUUCACAUCUCUGAAUAUUUUACAACUCUAUGAUCUGAAUUUGAAUCUAGAAGUGAAACGGUUGCAGAAAAGAAGAAAGUAAAGAAAAAAAAAAAGAAGAAACUUAAGCAGGAAAGUAAACAUAUAAGAAUAUUCUUAUAAGUUUAUUAGCAGUUUAAUCAUAUGCUUGUGCAUUCGCAAUUUUUUAAACAGUAAAAUAAAUUUAAUACAGUCAUAAGGAUAGGUAAAAAGAUAAAA